This is a messenger RNA of Acanthochromis polyacanthus (spiny chromis), 8893 nucleotides long. RefSeq lists its product as uncharacterized. Gene Ontology annotation, molecular function: catalytic activity. Gene Ontology annotation, biological process: chromatin remodeling. Gene Ontology annotation, cellular component: nucleus. The coding region runs from base 2758 to 4257 and encodes 499 amino acids. The record is from RefSeq and is a predicted model, not a curated record. The transcript is spliced from 9 exons. NCBI's taxonomy places the organism in Eukaryota, Metazoa, Chordata, Actinopteri, Pomacentridae.
CCACCCUUUACCUGCCAGGACAAUCUGGUACGGGAAGGCUGGAGUGGAGUCUGGGUGAGUCUUCUUUGAAGUGGAGUCCUUCACCACUUCGUUGAUCGUUGUCUCUCCCGGCACUGGGGCUUCGGAGGAUGGAUCUUCUUCUCUUCGCUCACCGGACCCUCCGGCUUUUGCGUCGUCUUGUGAGGCUGUCGCUUCUUCUUCUUUAUCAAUGACGAGUACAUCUUUGUCUUGUUGGCUCUCAGCCAUCGUCUUUGUCGUCUUGAGUCGUCUGCUCUCUCAAAACCUCUCGUAGGACCGUUGAGCAGGGAUGAGUGCAGACUUCGUCUGGCUGCUCCGCGGUGCCUUUUUUCCGGGAUGCGCUGGCCCAAGGUCACUGCGGCUUCUUCUAGCCUGCGGUUCUCACUGUACCUCCCGUCAGGCGUGAUGAUCCCGAGUCUCUCUAUCGGCCGAUCACCCGUGCUGUGGAUCCUCGGUCAGAAGGUCUCGUCUUCUCCUUCCCCGAUCUCCACAGCGUGGACCCUCGGUCAGAAGAGAUUAGCCCUCUCUUCCCCAGUUUCCACUGAAAGGUUCUGGCGGUUGAUUCUAGGUGUCGGUGCCGGACCCUCAGAAUCUUCUUUUGGACACUUUUUUCUUCACUCGUGCCCACCCAGGGACGCCAUGUUCGCCAGUCUAGCCUUUUUUAACCCUUGCCUCAGGUUAAAGUUGGUCCAGCUCUCCGUUUAAAGGGUUAGAUUCUAUCUGCCUAUUAGUAUUUCACCUAACUGGUUUCAGCAGAAUAAAUUAAGCUGGAAUCGAGAGACACUCGCCCAGGUUCUAACUGCCUUGCAUCCGAAUGUCUCACCCCUCUUAUCUGAUAAAUGCUAUCCCACCAAGCAGCCUUUCUAAGUAGUAGAAUUGAUCUAUCAUUCACAUUCGUUAUCGGACAGCUUCUCUCUAAGGACUUGCAUGCACUUGGUGCUAUUCCUGGGUUCGUUUUAGAGGUUUGGAAAGAACUAACCUCAGGGGUAAGGUUUAAACACUCUCACUUUGGACUAAGUAACCUUUAAGAACCAUUGGAUUGAAUGCACACAAUCAACUUAACUUUUUACCACUAUGCAGAUUUUCAGUGGUUUAUAAUAAUUUCAUUAGGCUUCUCUUUAAAUGCAAUAGAGCGUUUUAUUAAGCAAGUUUAGCAAGAGCACAGCAUCAAUUCAUGAUUAAACAAUUAAUUAUUUCUGAUUAAAAAUGAUACUAAAGUAAUUAAAUUGAGCGUACCUGACAAUCUUCUCUAAUUAUUGAAUUUAGGAGAGAGAGCGAACAGCGUGGCCACUACCGUAUCACUCGGUCUUGUCUUGCGUCUGGGAAAAGCACUCAGUUGUCCAGAGGACUCGGUACGAUGUCUUCUUUGUGAACAAAAUGAUCUUAUCCCUCGGCAGGGGGGAGCGGAGGAGUCCUGUAAGCCAAUCGUGGUCUGGCAGUUAUCUCUGGAAUCAGCUGGAACGUUAGUGCUUACGCCCCAGCUGUCUUCUCUGUGGUAUGGUGGUGAUGGAAAACCCUCGUCCGUUCGGGCUGUAGUGGGUCACUGGGUCUCCCAGCCCCGGGGAGGGGAACAGCCCAGAGCUGUUGCCUCCUUUGCCUCUUCGGGUGUAGUCGGAUCUUCCCUCUGUUGGUUUCUUCUGGAUAACUGCAGAACCUCUUAGGACUCUCCGUUUGGCAGAGUGUGGUCUUUGCUUGUUGAACAAAGUCAGAAAAAGACUUUGCUUCUAACGAUGUCCUCAGCGAUCUCUGGAGCCUAAGUCCCGCGUCGUCUUCCCGUCUCUCAGGCAAAAGAGGAAGGUGAAGAUUCUUCAGAACUCCGGCCAAGUUCCCUUUGCAGCUCUUCUGGCGGCUCCGGCGAACAACUCCCUAAUAAUGUCUCUGCUCUCCCAUUCUUAUACUCUCUCCGGACACACAAAACUGGCUAGGUAUGCCCUCUGACACCGUCUAACUUAUGCAAUCAACUUGUCAUCACAUACAGCAGUAAUACAGAAGUCAUGUUGUUACAGCAAAUACACAGUGUCCACAUUCUGUUUAACACACACACAUUUCAGCCAGCCCUCUUGGGUUUUUCCCAAACUUCCCUUUUUUCUGAGGAGGCUGCAAUGUCAUUGUGGCUGCCGAGUCAUGGUGACUGUUGUUUACUGCACUUCUGCUUUCUUAAGGCCUGGACACACAAGCCUAUGAGGCCUGUACGCACACACAGAGCCUAAACAAGGAUUACUUCACACAGAAUCACUUCUUAAAUCAUUCCUCUCAAUCUGAACAUAAUAAAUCAUCUGAAUCAUUACUUUAAUCAAAUCAACACUUCAAAAAUGUAUAUAUAUUUCAGCAAGCAUAAUCAUAUGGUUAACUUAUAAUGUUUCUUCUUAAGAUCUUUACUUGUCUGCUUCAAAACCUUUGUUACCUUAGGGCCAUAAUGAGCCUGAGUCCUCUCUGAGACCUCAACAUCUGCAUCUUACUUGACAAUAUAUUCAAUUAAGCUAAAUCUUAAUAGAGCAGCAUUUUAGCAUUUUGAAUAGAAUUCCACCAUUCCGGUCCCAAGCCCGGAUAAAUACAGAGGGUUGUGGCAGGAAGGGCAUCCGACGUAAAACUUUGGCCAAAUCAAUCAAAUGUAGCCGCAAGGGGACACAAGCCAGUGUCUUAUUGUGCCGGUCCCAAGCCCGGAUAAAUACAGAGGGUUGUGACAGGAAGGGCAUCUGACGUAAAACUUUGGCCAAAUCAAUCUUGCGAAUCAAAUGUAUGACUUCCAUACCGGAUCGGUCGAGGCCCGGGUUAACAACGACCGCCAUCGGUGCUGUCGAUCUACAGGGUGCCGGUGGAAAAUGGACGACUGUUGGUCGAAGAAGGAGGGGAGGUAGGUGUGUUCGUAGGAAGAGAGAAAAGAGGAACACCAAGAGUCUAGGACUGAGAGUAGGGUCUUUGAAUGUUGGAACUAUGACAGGAAAAGAUAGAGAGCUGGUUGACAUGAUGCAGAGGAGGAAGGUGGACAUACUGUGUGUCCAGGAGACCAGGUGGAAAGGUCGUAAAGCUAGAAGUUUAAGAGCAGGGUUCAAGUUGUUCUAUCAUGGUGUAGAUAGGAAGAGAAAUGGAGUAGGAGUUAUCUUGAAGGAGGAGUUUGUUAGGAAUGUCCUGGAGGUAAAAAGAGUGUCAGAUCGAGUGAUGAGCCUGAAGCUAGAAAUCGAAGGUGUGAUGUUCAAUGUUGUUAGUGGGUAUGCUCCACAGGUAAGAUGUGAGCUGGAGGAGAAGCAGAAAUUCUGGUUGGACCUUGAUGAAGUGAUGGUGAGCAUCCCUAGAAGUGAGAGAGUUGUCAUUGGUGCAGACUUCAAAGGACAUGUUGGUGCAGGAAACAGAGAUGAUGAGGAGGUCAUGGGCAGGUUUGGUAUCCAGGAGAGGAACGCAGAAGGACAGAUGGUGGUUGACUUUGCAAAAAGGAUGGAAAUGGCUGUAGUGAAUACUUUCUUCCAGAAGAGGCAGGAACAUAGGGUGACCUAUAAGAGUGGAAGUAGGAGCACACAGGUAGACUACAUCUUGUGUAGAUGGUGUAAUCUGAAGGAGAUCAGUGACUGCAAAGUAGUGGUAGAUGAGAGUGUAGCCAAACAGCAUAGGAUGGUGGUGUGUAGGAUGACCCUGGUGGUGAAGAAGAUGAAGAGGGCAAAGGCAGAGCAGAGGACCAAAUGGUGGAAGCUGAAAAAGGAAGAGUGUUCUAUGACUUUCAGGAAAGAGUUGAGACAGGCUUUGGAUGGUCAGGAGGUGCUUCCAGAUGACUGGACAACUACAGCAAAUGUGAUCAGGGAGACAGGUUGGAGAGUACUUGGUGUGUCAUCUGGAAGGAAAGGAGAUAAGGAGACUUGGUGGUGGAAUGAGGAGGUGCGGGAGUGGAUCCAGAGAAAGAGGUUAGCUAAGAAGUGGGACACUGAGAGGACUGAAGAGAGUAGACAGGAGUACAGGGAGAUGCAGCGUAAGGUGAAAGUAGAGGUGGCAAAGGCCAAACAAGGGGCUUAUGAUGACUUGUAUUCUAGGUUGGACAGUAAGGAGGGAGACACUGACCUGUAUAGGUUGGCAAGGCAGAGAGACAGAGAUGGGAAGGACGUGCAGCAGGUUAGGGUGAUAAAGGAUAAGGAUGGAAGUGUGUUGACAGGUGCCAAUAGUGUGAUGGGAAGAUGGAAAGAGUACUUUGAAGAGUUGAUGAAUGAAGAAAAUGAGAGAGAACAAAGAGUAGAAGAGUGGACCAGGAAGUAGCAAAGAUUAGUAAGGAUGAAGUGAGGAGGGCAUUGAAGAGGAUGAAGAGUGGAAAUAGGCGAUGGGCCGAGUAUGUCUAUCUGCUUUCGUUUACGAAACAAUUGAUCCCCUGCCGGUAAUUUUCUGAUUUUUUAGUAUUGUGUAGAUAAAUUAUCAUAUAACAUAUAAAUUAAUGUUUCCAACCUCAAAAGUUGCACAUUUUUAUAAAUAACGUUGAUAUAUUCGUCACACGAGCUAAUGAAUAUGCUGUUAGCUCCAGCAACCACAAACCAAUGAGAGCUCUUGUUACUACUUCGUGGACUUCAAUUGGCCAAUCGGAUUCCUCGUACUUCUGGUAAAGCCAUAACACAACUUCUUGUGGAGACUGGUUAAGACGGGAUGAGAGCAAACGAAGGAGAGGUAAGAUAUUAUAUUAUUACUCGAUUGUCAUGUGAAAACUUUUGAUUAUUAUGAGAAAUUGAUGCAAUGGGUGCAAACGAAGCAUAUUGACGGCACAUUGUAAUGCCGAAAUUAAUGUUAAUGUUUAAUGAAACGUAACGUCGCUGCAGGUAGCAUGUCACCAGUCACCAGGAACAACAGCUGCAGUAAGCUAAACAAGCGGCAGUAACUAGAUGUCCAACACGUUUAAACGAGAAAAAGGUCAGAUAUUAUUAAUUUCUCGAUUAUCAUGUCAUAUUUUUAAUAUGAAAAGUUUAUGCAAUGGGUGCAAACGAAGCUUAUGUUUAAUGAAACGUAACAUUGCUGCAGGUAGCAUGUCCAGAUCCACCAGGAACAGCUGCAGAUGUUUAAUAUAACAAGUGGCAGUAAUAAGAUGUCAAACACGUUAGAUUUCCCGAUCUGAUCAGCUUUGCUAUUGAUACAUGUUUAAUUAAUUUCUAUUUGUUUGAGAGGAAGUUUGUUAGAGUUUUGUUAGAGCUUCAGUUGUUGUGCAUCCGUGACUAGGAUAUACAAGCGUAGGUUAUCAUAUGGACGUUAAAUGAACUGACACCAGAAAAACAAAUUUACUUGAACAAGAUGAACUUUAUACAAAAAAGUGCUAUGAAAGCCACAAAUUUGGCAUAAGCAUGCCCAUGAAGCUUGCUCUCUUUUUUUCUCUUAUGUCUCCUGUCCUGCAGAAUUGGAGCAGUCAAUACAUGCACACAUGUCUGUGCAUGGUAGCUGGUGCUGUUUGCAUGUGCAUCUCCCCUGCACACAUUUUAGUGCUUUGCACCGGCAAUGCACUAGCUCCAAAACACUUUUCGGUGCUGGUGGAAGCGUCAUCCAAUGGAUUGCAAAGGAUUCUUCUUCAAUCCUCCAUCCAUGUUGUGUUGGUGUUGGGAUGUCUGGCUGGCUUUCUAGGCUUCUCCUGUAUAUCGCUGCCUGGUAAUUUGCACGCUGAAUGUGCAAAUGUAGGGAAUCUUUAUUUGGAGGAAGACUUUGUUCAAAACAUUUUCCUGUUUUGAACAUUUGCCACCUUGCUCUAUUGACUUCUGUAAGGUCCUUAUGGUCAUAGAGCUCACAGGUGAAUGCUUCAGUUGCAUUGUACAGCUCUUGCGGGAUGUCAAAACUUGUGCCCAACUGUCUGAAUGUGGCACAGUGUUCAUGAUUGGACAGAAGUGUCUUGACUGCCUUGACCUUUCCGAUUCCAUACAUAGAACUGACCGUGUCACAGCCAGAGAAGCAGUGGAGACCAAUCAGUGCAUCACACAUCUCUUCUCCCAGAUGGUCAUGGAUAUGCUGGAGAUCAAGUGUGCGGGCAUUGACUCCUCUUCCAGUGUUAAAAAACAGAGCAUGGCACUCUUCUCCAUGACCAACAAUCAGUGUGAGAUCUUCAAUCACAUCUCUACCAGUUUGGCACCACCGGUCAAAAAAGAAUUGUAGCAGGUUUUCCUUGUUUUCCCCACAUGACAAAAACUUGCCCCACUGCUUUGGAGUCUUCUGGUCUACAGAAUAUAUUUUUGUCAGUAAUGCACCCUUCACAGCACGCCGACCUCGUUCAGCAUUUUUAAUGCUCAUAACCUUGUAGGUGUCUGGUACAAAAUGUAUUGUCUUUGACUUACUUGUUUUAGCUGUGUUGACAAUAGACCACAAAGCGCUGUCAGCAAACAUCCCAAAAGUUGCUUUUGGUUUCAGAGCUUGCACAAGAGCCAUUGCAUCAAAGACCCAGGCUGAGCCUUCAGGAACGCUCUCCACAGUUGCUGGAAUAUUUACAGAUGCUUCCAGAAAGUGCAUUAGCUUGGCCUUGUCAGUUUUCAUGAGGGAGCCAUCAUAAUGUGCUAGUGAUGCCGGUAAGGGCCCCAAACUGUACACAAGCAUCUCGCUUAGAUCAAUUUUUCUCGCAGAUCCAACUAAAAUUAGUCUGGCAAAUAGAUCAAUGUCAGCUUUAAGGAUAAUGUCUCUGUCUUUUGCUUUUGUUACAGAUGAUGUUGCUGUGUCUUUGAAGGUCUUGAGCUUCAUUUUUUUAAUUGGCUCAUAGAUGUCAACCUCAUUAGUUUGUAGCCUCUUGACACAGAAUUCUACAAAAGCUUUCUCACCUCUGUCUUUUGCCUCAAGCAGAUCAGCAGCAAUUUCCUCUGUAGCUACCUGGCCCGAUGUGAUAUUGUAAAUCCCCUCUUUGUCAACUGAAGAAUGGAAUGGAUUGAUCAUGUUCUGAAUCGUGGACAUGAUGUUCUUUACAUCCUUCUCAUCACGGUCUCUUCUUGUGUCAUCCAGUUCAGCCCGUUGCUUUGUUGUACUGUUGUGUCCAGCCAUGUCUCUGCAUUCCAUUGUGAUAGCUACUCGCUCAUGAUGGGUGAGUGUCCAUCUAUGAACUGCUCCUAUGACCCAGUCAGUCCACCUUUUGUUUUGGAGUCACGAUUUGCUGUCUGCUCAAUCACUUGGUCACAUGCAGUGCUACAAAAACCGUAUGUUGUCUUUGGGCAACAAAAUCCCCUGAUUGAAGUUGGUGGUUUAUGUUUGGAUGUGUAUCCUCUAAGCAUCUCAUCUCCAUGCAGACAGGUAUCGAGCAUAGUUGAUCCCAUCAUAGGCAAAGAACCAUGGCAAAAUGGAAUGGACAGCUGACAAAUGGAGACUCCAGUUUGCCUCUCUUGUUCCUCUGAUGAAGAGAAGCAGGUCCUCUACCAUACUGAUAUUCAACAAGAUUGUCGAAAUCUUCACCAGGGAACGUCAUCUGCAGAUCAGCUGCAGUUUCCAUGAUGGCUUUACUGUCAUCAGCUGAAAGGGUGUCAAGAACCUGCAGCGACAACUUCAGCUUCAACAACCACAUCUUGAAAUCCUGCAUCCCUGAACCGUUUUCCAAUACAGGACAGGUCUGUUGGACUGGCAUCAUUGACUGGCAGAUAACCUAUGGUAGACUGUGGUGGAAUCAUUCCUCUGUGCAGCAGAGUGUUGUGGCCAGUCCAUCCCGACAGAACUCUGCUGCAGGUUUCUGGGAACUUCAUGAAAAAAUGUCAAUGUGGACAGGAGGCGGCUGAAGAGAACGUUUGCGUGUUCUAUGCAGAGAUACCAUCUCUGAAGCUGAUGCAUCACAGGUAAUGGGUUUUUGAAUGAUAAUGCCAUUUGUGUUGUGUGUUGUACCUUUUCCAGAUAGUGUUUCUUCGCCAAAAUCAUUGUUGUCCCAAACCAGGGUUGCAUGAACUUUAGGUUUUAUGUUUGAUGGGAUGUAUGUAUCACUUCUUUGAAUUUGUAGCUCUGCUAGUACAGUGUCAUGUCCCAGCACUUCUGAGUGGGAGGAGCAGUGCCCAAGACCAUUGAGCAUUCCGAUCAGCUGUGCUGAUCCAGUCAUAUGGCUUAUUGCCAUGGCUAAGGAGGAAUGCUUUGGCCUUAACCAGCGACCUCUCAUUGUAAGGUUCAUGACAUCCUGGCAAGUUGACACAAUUUUUUGAUUGUCCUCCACACUGACAUUGACACGUGAGUUGUCAGAUGUAAAUUCUGUGGUCAUACCUCCUGUCCAAGCCAUGAAGUUAUAUAAUUCAUUUGGCACAACACUGGAGGCAGUGUCCAUCUUGAGGUCUUGUGAUGUUGGUGGCCAGGGCAUUUUUGGAGUCACUUUACACUUGGUCUCUAUGAUCUCUUUAAGUAGCACGGCUGAAUGGUACAGGUGUCUGUCUGUGGAGAAGUCAGAGACUGUCACUACACAACCAGGUAUAAUGGUGAAAUGCAGGGUCAUUCUUGUGUUGAUGGCCUAAAUGACUGGGUUCCAUGCCAUCCUCCUCUGAGUCACUGCUGUCUGAUGAAGGCUGUGCCGGUUCAUCCUGGAUGACCUCUUCAGCAGUAUCGUGUGUAAUUUACGAAGCAACUGUGGUGAUACAUGGCCUCUGACGCAACAAGAUCUCUUCCACGGAUUUGAAGCAACAGGUGCUCAUCCUUCUUCCCCUCAGCAGCACGAAGGAGUUGAUCUGCUAUGGUAAACAAAGUUUAUACUCGGCAGGCAUGCAACAGGCAGGAGGUGUGGAGCCCUUUUGGGUUGUUCUGGGCCACUUGAAGAGCGCAGAACCCGAACCUUGGAUGGAGCACCGUCACUGGUAUCUGGCAGCGGUACUUCUGAACAUUGUAAUGGCACUAAAAUGUAAAUUACAAGUGAUCAACAAUAAAUGGAAAUGAUCUAAAUUCAUAUUGUUUCUAACAAUUGUAAAUAAAUAAAAAAACAUACUUCUGA